UGCUUGUUGCAUUGUGUUUCCCACCCUGCUGCCUCCCCGCCUCUUCCCUUGCAAAAGGAAAGGGAGAAACGACGUCUCAGUUGUGGAGAUACCUGACCAAAAACAUCUCUCGUCUGUUGGCGUGUCAGAUCUGGUUGUUUGCUUACAGCCUUUGACCCUAUCAUGGCCUCCAGUCUAAAUGCCAUCUUCCUUCUUCUCUGGCUCCUUCAGCAUGGAGGACGGCAGGUUGCAGGACAGAAGGUCUCAGUAAAACAAACCCCCCUGAUCCAGGUCUCUUUUGCCAAUGAAAAUGUAUCUAUGAAGUGUCUGGUCAGCUACCCCUACAUGAAGGAAUACACCACCUUCACAAUCUAUUAUUACUGGGUGAACUCAGAAGGCAAGAGAGUCACCAUCAAAAAUUGUUCCGUAUCUGAAGCAAUCCCCACUGGACAGAUGAACCAGACAACAGAGAAGGAUUACCCAUAUACAAUUGGGCCAUCAGAAAACCCCCCUGCUACUGGCACCUACUACUGCGAGGCCAGGUGGAAAAGCACAACAGAAAAAGGAAAUGGGGUAUUCAUCCUUGUUAGAGACACAGGGUACAGAGAGCCCUCCCCGGGCACAUGGAAAUUUCUCAUCGCUCUUACCACUAUCCUCACCAUACUGAGCAUCACUGGAACAGCUCUGCUGCUGUGGAAGAGAAAGACCUGUCAUUUAGUGUCUUGUCCUAAGUUGGUGGUGUGUCCUGGGAGAUGCCCAGAUGUCCUCCAGAGGUGCCCAGACCUAAGCACAGGAGCCCAAGCCCCUUCAGGAAGCUCAGAACCAUCUGGCUCCAUCUACACUUGCCUAGAAUCCCACCAAGCUGAGGUCUAUUCUGUCCUUGAGGAUAACACGAACAGCUUGUCGCUUGAGAAGAAUCCCACUGCUACACUUCAAGACAUGAACAUCUCGCAGCCAGACAAGACUGAAGAUAGAAAUGAAGACCGUGGGAAAACAGAGAAGAAGAAAAAGAAGAAGAAAGAAAAGAAAUCUCAGCAAGAAACUCUGGAAGAACCCUUUGAUACCCUGUAUGAGAAUAUCUAAGGGGAAAGACUGAGCGUGCUUGGACUAUACAUCUCUGAGUAUGAGGGAACUGCCCCUCACAUCUUUAGUAUCCAUCUGAAUUCUCCAGAGACUCAUGACACACUUAUGGCAGAGCCCCACCCUAGUCUCUUUCUAAUCUGUCCUUUAUGGACCUCAGAAUUCCUCUGUUCUGAUCUCAGGGUGGCCCAGGCUGCAUGGGUGCUCCUGCAGAGGAUAUUGCUUUCAAUUAUUUAUAAGUCUGACUUUUAGUGAUCGUUUUAGUCAAGAACUGUGCAAGUUUCCCUCACCCGGCUAUGGCGAUGCAUUUGAGUCUUGAUCUAUAACACUUGUUGUACAAUACAGGGACCCCACUACUUUUUUUGACAGUGCACCUCAAUCCUGAUUUGCAGCCCAUGCUAUCCCACUCCUAGCUCUCUCCUGUCAUGCCAAUAUGAACUUGAUAUAUCGUCUAAUGAGGACCUGAUUGGGAGCCACGGACCCCUGUCGCCGCGUUCCCUUUCUCAACAACUUCAAGCUGAAACAUGCUGAUGCGUAAAGCAAACUGACCUGCUAGCCCUGUACUGUAACUGCAGAUGUACAGUACAGCCCUGUGCUGCUCCAAAACAGUCUGUCGGAUUCAGCUCUGCAAGGUGAAUAUUUUCCUUUGAAUGCAACCAGCGGAAUAGGGUGGGGAGAGGCAGCAAGAAAAGAGAUGCAGAAAAUGAAGCAGGCGUCUUCCCUGCCUGUGGACAUGUCUCAUUGGUGAUGUUCCUCCCAUGAUAAACUAUUUGGAGACAGGGCUUGCGAGAGCAGCUGCCCUGCUGGAGUCUAUCCUGUUUAUAACCCUGUCCCAGGCUGAUGUCCCUUCCAGGAAGGGUGUUCAGAGGGAGAGUUAACAUUCUUCUUUUUAAUAGCAACAAAGAGUCCGUUAUAGACUAACAAAUGUAUUGGAGCAUAAGCUUUCGUGGGUGAAUACCCACUUCGUCCGACGCACGUUUUUAAUAGGUAUUGUUACAUAGUGUGAUUGGUUUUUUAAGCUUUGGUGUGGGCAGAUGUAAUAUCUUGGGGAGAAAUGUUCAUCCCAUUGAAGUCAGUAGGAGUUUUGCCAUUUAUUUCAGUGGAGCCAGGAUAUCACUCCUGGUGUUUAGGGUGGUAUUUUAAAAAAUGCAGCUAAACCAGUUUAUCAGACUCACAAUAUAUGGAGUAGAGGCCCUGUGUGUGAAUUUUCCAUCCAAGCUCUUAUCCUUGCCAUCACAUGGAUCUAGCUCAGGGGUGGCCAUCCUGAGCCUGAGAAGAAGCCAGAAUUUACCAAUGUACAUUGCCGAAGAGCCACAGUAAUAUGUCAGCAGCCCCCCAUUAACUUCCCCCACUCCAGCCUCUAGCGCCUCCCCCUCUGCUCCAUGCCUCCCGCCUGCUGUGAUCAGCUGUUUUGCAUGUGCA
Malaclemys terrapin pileata is the source of this 2481-nucleotide messenger RNA. It is a transcript of the gene NFAM1, whose product is annotated as NFAT activating protein with ITAM motif 1. Gene Ontology annotation, cellular component: membrane raft. The coding region runs from base 163 to 1062 and encodes 299 amino acids. NCBI's taxonomy places the organism in Eukaryota, Metazoa, Chordata, Testudines, Emydidae. The record is from RefSeq and is a predicted model, not a curated record. The transcript has 7 exons. Gene Ontology annotation, molecular function: transmembrane signaling receptor activity. Gene Ontology annotation, biological process: positive regulation of cytokine production; positive regulation of B cell receptor signaling pathway; B cell receptor signaling pathway.